CACUGUUCACUCUCUCAUUCCUAGACGUAUGGUGCUCAUCACAUUUACUUAUAUUGAUCGCAAAGCAGCAAUGAAUGGGAUGAGUUUGUUUGCCGCAGCAUCGGCUGGCAGCCAUGGCUGAACGUUGUGGACCGAAUUGAUCAACCAGCUUUGCCUAAAGCGCCUUUCCAUGCAAUGCAAGGAGAAACACUGCGCUCCGUGUGAGUGACCAUCUCAUUCGCCAAGCUGAAGCCGCCGCAUCUCCCGCCGGUGGCCUCAGCAAGGACGGCUCGCCAGCGGGAUUAUGGAAAGGAGGUAGAGUUGUUGAGAUGAAUGGAUUAGAUCGAAAAGGGUAAAUGUAUUGGCUCCGUGCAGCCGUACUACAUGACUACUGGGCGCUUGGCAUGCGUGGACCACAGUUUGGCGGAACAGUCCAACCGACUGUAACCCCUGUCGUGGUAACCUCGAUACUAGUCAGCACGUACUGGGGUCUCGCUACUCCGCUGCCGAGUCCAUGCUAGA
Messenger RNA from Colletotrichum destructivum, 501 nucleotides. RefSeq lists its product as uncharacterized. The transcript is spliced from 2 exons. Bases 336 to 500 code for a protein of 54 amino acids. NCBI's taxonomy places the organism in Eukaryota, Fungi, Ascomycota, Sordariomycetes, Glomerellales, Glomerellaceae. The record is from RefSeq and is a predicted model, not a curated record.